AUGGGUCUCUUGACGAAGAAGGAUUCUCCGCCCAAAGAGGCUCCCACAACGGACAAGGGCGAUUCCUCCAGCGAACGUCCGCCCUCGUACUCUCAGGAGCAGCGAAUCUCUCUUGAACUGCCCAAGCUGGACCUCACCAGAGAGCUCCGAGAUCCUCACUUCUACCCUGUCAGCACUCACCAAGUUGUCGCUCAUCUCAAACUUUUGACCGUCCUAGCCGACUUGCGAGAUACUAUCUCCAACAACGAUGGGCUCUUUGGAAUCUCCGAUGCCGCGGCCAAGCUCCUGACCGAGGAAGCCAAGGUGGAAGCCCAAGCCCGAAUUCGUGAAAAGCGCUGGGCCGUGUAUACUGCCCGUGCAGUUGACCGAUAUACCAAAUGGUGGCAAAGUGGGCUUCCCAGCUCACAUGCACCGUUCACGACGACAGACCUCGAGCAACAGGACUAUGAAAAACAAGCUACGAAAUGCAACACCCUCGUAGCUUGGGAUGUCAACAACCUCCCGCCUAUCGACGUGUUGAUGGUGUGGCAUUCCCACAUGCUGAACCCCCGGAACUAUCUUGAAGAUUGUAUCCGAUAUGGCAAGCUGAGUACCUGGGAGACUGGAUUCCCAUGGGAUCCAAUCAACCGCUGCAUCAAUGACCGUACGAUGGAAUAUACUGUCAGCGAGCAGCCCCAGCGCCUGUUUGAACAGCAGGUCCAUGUGAAGUGGGACAAUCUAGAUGAUCCACCCAACAAGGAAAUCCAGUGUCCCGCCUGCUCUUCGGCGAAUCUUGUCCCGUGGACGACAGGAGACAUGGGGCCAACGGCCAAGGACGCCUUCAAGGACUCCCGAGGCUACGCCGACAACUCGUUCGAAGCUACCUGCAAUAGGUGCAAGUUCACCAUCAACCACGAGCUCCUUAAGGUGGCCAAGUUCCGCAGUGACGCUGAAUCCCUUCUAAACAAGAACCUUCCCAUGCCUGGAACAUUUUACAACAUCAAUGGUAUCCCAGAGGGACCGCCUCCUACUAGAUUUGCAUCUCGCGACUUGACUCAUCAAAAUAUGCUGUUUGUAAAUCGGUUUAUAAGAGCAAUAGCGAAUGAGUUACUCGCCACUACCGAUGCGCGGCUUCGUCAGUGCAAGAACAUUGACGAUUUGCGAACAUUCCUAGAAAGCAAGCUGACCGAUAAGAGCGUCUUGUCACAGGCAUGUGGCUCGACUUUGCCCCUGUUGCGUCCGGCGGAGAAGGUGCAUUUUCGACGAAUGAUGGCGCGGUACUGGGAUAACGUCGGUCCUUUCGCGCUGGACCUGGUGGGCGCAGUGAUUCGUCAGGGAACCUUUGUGCAGAAAAUGGACAAUAUCGAUUGGUUGCAUUCGCCCACUGUCGUAGACACUGCCGAGCGAACUAUUGCAAAGUAUAUGGUCUUUUUUGGAAUCAUGAUGGACCAUCCACGAAAUAUGGCUGUGCCUACCUUGGACGUCGAUUUGGCCUGGCAUACCCACCAGCUGGCGCCAUCGAGAUACUACACCAUGAGCACAUACCGCGCUACAAAGAACGUCCGUCGCUUCGUCGAUCAUGACGACAAGGUCGAUGAGAAUAAGCUCUCCGAUGGCUUUGAAUGGACCAGCAGGAUGUACCGACGCGCUACCAGCGGUGGGAUCUACAGCGAAUGCACCUGCUGGUACUGCGAGGCGACCCGAGCACCAGAUCUGUACGAACGGAAAUUUGCCAUUGGAUCAGCUUCGCGAGCCCGUCGCGCCGCUGAUUCUCUACACGACAACCCAGAUAUCUCAUCUGACCCGAACAAGAAUCUGCAUAUCUCAGCGCACAACGCUGUUCGCCCGAAAGCUGUCAAUAUCUUGGACGACGGAGCCAGUCGGCUACAGAGGAUCCGGCUUGAGCAGUGGUACGAAAAGUCCGCGCGUCGGGCUGAGAAGCGCGGUCGUGCUCGCAGCGAUCCGAGGUCAACACGGGAUGGCGGCUACGGGCCUAUGUACUACUACCCAUAUGCCUGGGGUUACCCCAUGUUGAUCCCCUACUACGGUCCGUACAUGUGCGACCCCGGUGUCAACUCUGCCUCCUACGCCUGCAAUCCAAGCUGCAUGAGCCUUGCCUCUGGGGCUACGGGCAAUUGUGCUGCUGGGACCUGCGGUGGAGGUGUUGCUGCAGGUGGCUGUGGUGGCAUAGGCGCAGGUGCCGGAUGCGCCGGUGCUGCAUGCGCAGGGGGUGGAACUGGAGGAGGCGCAGCUUGUGGAGGAGCAGCAGGUGGUGGUUGCGGGGGGAGGGGGGAGGCGGAUUUGGUGGAUGUGGAGGUGGCGGCGGAUUUGGAGGUGGAGGUGGCGGCGGAUUUGCAUGUGGAGGUGGCGGCGGCGGAUGCGGCGGUGGUGGAGGAGGUGGUGGUUAAGAACGACUUUCCCCUUUCAACCUCUUCGUGGGAGGACUAG
Molecule: messenger RNA, 2427 nt
Organism: Penicillium lagena
Lineage: Eukaryota; Fungi; Ascomycota; Eurotiomycetes; Eurotiales; Aspergillaceae
Exons: 2
Coding region: 1-2427 (808 amino acids)
Source: RefSeq, a predicted model, not a curated record